CAAGAAAUAGCCUUCAGACAGUCCAUCCUUGUACUCUCUGUGAAUGCCUUUGACAGCAGGAAACAAUACGACAUAUAUGUGAGCAUUUGGACUUGUUGCACCAGACCUGCUAGGUUGGAAGAGGAGCAUGCAUCACAGUCCUCUUUGUUAAUAUCAACUCAACAAGUCAGCUUUUAACAAUGACCCUGCAGAUGGGGAUCCUGUGUCUGGCUCUGCUGGGCCUGAGCACAGCGCUAGUCUGUCCCGAUGGAGGCAUGUGUGAAGAAAGAAAUACCUGCUGCAAGAACACUGUGGGAGGAUACGGAUGCUGUCCACUACCAAACGCGGAGUGCUGUUCAGAUCACCUCCACUGCUGCUUCGAGGGGACACUUUGUGAUCUGGACCACGAGAGAUGUGUUAAUAAGACAGUUUCUCUGCCCUGGAUGACACGACUUCCUACCAAACAGCUCAGCCAGGAAGUAAAGGCAGUCAUUUGUCCGGACCAGGAGUCUGAGUGUCCGGAUGACACCACUUGCUGCCAAAUUCCUGACGGCUCCUGGGGCUGCUGUCCAUUACCCAAGGCGGUGUGUUGUGAGGAUAAGCUCCACUGUUGCCCCGAGGGAACACAGUGUGAUCUUACCCACUCGAAGUGUGUGUCUGCCUCACAGGAGUCUUUCCCCUUGCUGGUGAAGCUGCCUGCCAGAAGGAGGGGUAAUAAUCCAGCUUCUGCCGUGGGUUCAGUUCAUUGUCCUGAUGGGAAAAGCAGCUGCCCAGACAGCUUCACCUGCUGCCAGCUACCCAGUGGAGAGUAUGGCUGCUGCCCCUACCCUGAUGCCAUGUGCUGCAGCGAUCACGUCCAUUGUUGCCCUAGCAAUACGACAUGUGACGUGGAGCAUGAAGUCUGCAAGUCUGGUGAGAUGCAAGUGCCGCUGUUGAAGAAGAUCCAGGCUCAGAAGAUCUCCAAUGACGUUGUGUGUCCAGACAAGCAAUCAGCGUGUCCUGAUCAGACCACAUGUUGCCAGAUGUCCAACGGCACAUAUGGCUGCUGUCCAAUGCCCGAUGCCGUCUGUUGUUCAGAUCACAUCCACUGCUGUCCUGCAGGCACAGAGUGCGACCUGGUUCACAGCGCCUGUACGUCGGCCCAGGGAGAGACAUCCAUGGCCAUUAAGAUCCCUGCAGCUGUGAUAGAGCUGGUGGCAGUACAGAGCAGAGUCGGUGCUGUUCCCUGCAACGACUCUGUGGCCUGCGCUGAUGGAAACACCUGCUGUAAAUCACUAGGGGGAGAAUGGGCCUGCUGCCCCUUACCGAAGGCCGUAUGUUGUAAAGACCACAUGCACUGUUGUCCACACGACACCGUUUGUAACCUGGCAGCUUCCACGUGUGAUGAUCACUCAGGCAACGCCGUGGUGCCCUGGCUCCAACACCAACCCACCUUCCUCUUAUUAACCGAUAACAGCAAGUGUGACAAAUCCACAUCGUGUCCAGGAAAAUCCACCUGCUGCAAGACCGCCACUGGAGACUGGGCCUGCUGUCCACUGCCUCAGGCUGUUUGCUGUGACGACCACGUGCACUGCUGCCCUCACGGCACCGUCUGCAACCUGGAGGAAGAAACUUGUGACGACACGUUAGGUUUCUUACCGUCCCUUCACUGGGCGUCAAAAAUCCCCGCUCUGACCUCGGAGCUGCAGGAAGAGAAGUGUGACAAGCAGACCAUGUGUCCUGGAGGCACCACCUGCUGUAAGAAAAACUCUGGGCAGUGGGCCUGCUGCCCCUUACCUCAGGCUGUGUGUUGUAGCGAUCACGAGCACUGCUGCCCUAAAGGCUACAAGUGUAAUGUGGCUGAGCAAAGUUGUGACAAAGUCGGUGACCGCAGCCUCCCCUGGCUCCAAAAGAUACCAGCCCUGCAGAAAGUUCUCAUCCAGGCAGCAGUUGGCAGUCCAGCUCGGUCGGCCAAGAACAUGUGUGACGCCCAGACCAGCUGCCCAAAGGACACGACCUGCUGCUUCAUGAAAAAUACUCAAAAAUGGGGCUGCUGUCCCCUGCUAGAAGCAGUCUGUUGCGAAGAUGGAAACCACUGCUGCCCCAGCGGUCACACCUGUGAACCCCACCGCUCCUCCUGCUCUAAAGGCCCCCACGUUAUACCCUGGUUGACCAAACUGACCGCCCUGACCGAGACGGGCUCCGUGACAGAUGUUAAAUGUGACGACAAGAGCAGCUGUGCUUCAGGAACGACCUGCUGUAAACUGGAGUCGGGAGAGUGGGGAUGCUGCCCUCUGGUUAAGGCCGUGUGCUGCGCCGACCACGAGCACUGCUGUCCUCAGGGCUACACCUGCAACAUGCAGACGGGCACGUGCGAGAAGAAGGAGCAUGACGUGCUCAUCCACACCCUCCCUCAGAGCAAAGUGGUACGGUCCGAGCAGAUAGACGCCGAGGUAGAAGCGGACGUACCAUGUGACAGCACGGGGGUGUUUCACUGCCCCAAGCAAGAAACGUGCUGUAAGACAUCAGCGACAGAGUGGGCCUGCUGCCCCGCACCCAUGGCUGUCUGCUGCUCUGACUCAAAGCACUGCUGUCCUGCUGGAUACUCAUGUGACCUGCAGGCCGGAGGUUGCACCCAACAAACUCAGCUGACCUGGGACAUUUUCUUCGGGGACAGAAAGAGAGACUUUGUCCCCCGUGGACUUUAACCCACUAAGAGGUGCUCUGAUCUUUGUCACACUACAAUCUGUUACAUCCAUCUACCGCUCAUGUUGUCUGUGGACAGUGAGGGCUUUUUUUCCAACAGUUCCUGUUUACUUCAUCAUUCAUGGAAGUAUAUUCACCAAGUUUUUACACUCCCAAGUAAUUUUGGUGGUAGUUGUGGAAAAGAUUUGGCUUUGGUGCUAUACAUGAAAAAAAUACCCUGAAUGCCAUCAAGUGACAAUACACUAAAAUGUUUUUAUUUCAGCAUGAGUCAUCUUGAAGUGAAAAACAGUGAGCAGGAGUAUUUUCAUGUUUUGCACCUGGCAAAAAGAGAAAAAAAUGCAUCAUCACCCUCACUUAAUGGAAAUCAUACUUUAUAAUAAAUGUACAUGGCAUUUAACAAAUAUGGGAAGUAUAGCAAGGCUGCGACUGCAUUGCAUAGUGUCAUUUAAACAAUAAAGCUGGCAUUUUUGUAUUUUUCUUAUCAUCAGCAAAUCUCAUAAAAAGACCAAAACAAACAACAUGUUGGUGUCCUCAGCUGUCUGUGGCUCUGAGCUCGCUGCUCCUACUGAAGACGUCAGUCUUUAAAAACAGGUCACAAAAAAGGCUCAAUAAUACGAAACACUGCUGAGAACUGAAACAUUACUGGAAUAGAAGUAUUCAGUGUGUUUUUCUAGGACUAUUUUCAGCCGUGGAUUCUUGGUAAUCAUAGUAAAAUAAACGCUUAAAAGAAAAAAAAACAACUAAAUUGAAUAAUUACAUUGUUGCAAAAUUUUAACUGACUAUAAUUUCAACAGGCUCAGUAAAUAUUCCCCAAAGUUAACUUUGAUGCAUCCAAGUUCAAUAACCGCUCCCAUUUCAUGAUCAUCUGUGAACCAGAAUAUUUUAGGGUUUUGUCGACGCCUUUCCUAAAAUUUGGACCGGACUCAGACCUGGAGUCGGGUCUUUGUUACUUAGAACCACAAGGACUCGAGAAGACCUCCACUUCAGAGUAUUUCCAGCAGCAGGACAGCCUAUGUGGGAUUUAGUGAAAAUAACUACAAAUAUAUGUAUGUUCAUGGUAAUAAAAGGGUCAAUUGAAAAACAGAGCUCUAUUACACAGAGGAACAUGAUGUAUUGAUCUUCAGAUAAAAAGAAAACACUAGUAGAAUCAAUUCAUGGUUUGUUUUUGGUGUUUUUGUGGGAUUUGUUGACCAGUCGUAUCUGUUAAUUUACAUCAGGAAGUUAAAGGUGUCUGCGUCCUUUUGAAUAUCAGACAGCUUCAUGGUUUUUGCUAUUUUUUGAUUAUUAUUAUUAUUUGAAGUGAGUAACUGCCCAGACCUGUUCCAUUUUCUCUAUUAAAAAUAGAGUAACGUGAAUGUACUCUCUGCCUUAUUGUGAGCAAAAUUAAAUUGGGGAUUAAUUUAAGAUUAAUGCAUCAUAUUUGAUAUAAGUAUUCAUUUGCAUUCUCACACCCCCUCUUGAUGAGGAAGCAGCAUUUCCUUUUUUUCCCCUUUUUUUGUAUUUGCUUGAAGGGCACAAGUUGAUGACUGUUAAUCUGCUAGUAUUAAAGGGAGCAGUAAUUAAGUCACAACUGAUUUUUCUGUAUAUUAUAUUUCAUCUUUAUCUUUUCUGUGAAUUAACAAGAAGUUAUGACAUUUUUUAAAAAGUGAAGAUACAUUUAAUGGAAAGCAGUGAUGGAAAUAGUGUCUUACUUUAAUGGUUAAAGCAAACAAACAAUGACGGACCAUUCAAAGAGCUCGUGCCUUCUAACAUUUCACUCUUUAAGAGGUGCUGGUUGGUCAGUGUCAAACAUCCAAUUUCUGCCUGAGGAAAAGUCUGUCAAUCACUGGAGAGGAAAAAAUAUGCUUUCAUUUUGUGUCUUGGACAGCUGUGUCUGGAUUUCUCUGAACGCAGCCAAGAAAUAGGAGCCAAGUACAUCGUAAUGUCAUGAGGAAACAAAUUCUGGGCUCGCUCCAUCACCAGAGAACAAAAACCUCUUGAGACGAUACCAUGUGUGUGUGCUGAGAUUUUUAACUGAGAUGAACUUCAAGAUGAAAUGUUUAUGUUUGACGAGCAAAUCACAGUCAGUUUCCAGUCAUUGAUCCAUAUCGUCAUCGAGUCUUUUCAUUCUAGUUUUGGGAGCUUCCAAAAACACCGAAGCGAGCUCUUGAAUGUCAUAGGAAUACUGCUCUUGAAACGUGUAUUUCAUGAGUUUUGCUUUGUUUUGUUGAAGGCCUCAAAAGUGUUUAAAUUGUAAUUUUAUCAGAAUGACUUUUUGCAAUUUAAGAUUGGACACAUGCUGAAAUAAAAUGUGAAACGUGUUGAUGAUUUGCAUUGAUUCCAGACUCUUCUGUCAGCUGAGUCAACGUAGUUUAAUUUCCAUUUGUCAUAGCCACUUUCAGAUGCUUGUCUUUUUUUGGGUGUUUGUUUGUUUGUUUGGUUUUGUCCCCCCCGCUGUGAUUUGGACAAGUACAUUUUUUUGCAGCCUUUUUAAAGGAAGAUAUAAAUUUGAGAAGGAGGCGAAAUAUUAAAGACUGAAAUAAAGUUCUUCAAAAUAUCA
Scomber scombrus (Atlantic mackerel) is the source of this 5203-nucleotide messenger RNA. It is a transcript of the gene grnb, whose product is annotated as granulin b. NCBI's taxonomy places the organism in Eukaryota, Metazoa, Chordata, Actinopteri, Scombriformes, Scombridae. The record is from RefSeq and is a predicted model, not a curated record. The coding region runs from base 180 to 2666 and encodes 828 amino acids. The transcript is spliced from 17 exons. Gene Ontology annotation, cellular component: extracellular region.